This is a messenger RNA of Maylandia zebra (zebra mbuna), 4403 nucleotides long. It is a transcript of the gene adck1, whose product is annotated as aarF domain containing kinase 1. Gene Ontology annotation, cellular component: mitochondrial inner membrane. NCBI's taxonomy places the organism in Eukaryota, Metazoa, Chordata, Actinopteri, Cichliformes, Cichlidae. Gene Ontology annotation, biological process: lipid homeostasis; mitochondrion organization. The record is from RefSeq and is a predicted model, not a curated record.
CGUCCAUGUUUUCUACAGGCUCCAUAUCAGGCCGUACUACAUUAACCAGAAUCCUUUGGCUCUGCGUCGAAAUUUUGCGAAGAGGUCAAAUCAAACGGAUAAAUGGCAGUCAGUCAGCGCGCGUUGUAGAGUCAGGUAAAGCUGCUCGUAGUUCUUUCAUUGAGACGUUUAGUUUCGCCGGUCAGCACUGAGUGCUGCUGGGUGGUGCAGCCAUACAUCGCCUGUUACAAAACCCAGCCGGUUGUUGCAUAACACAACAACACAAGUGAUGAUAAGCUCACAGUCGCCGUAUCCUGUUCUUUAUUAGCGUCUUUUAGAAACGAGACACCAGCGAAAUCCGGUCUGAGGCAAAGACACUACUUGGAGCUGUCUCGGCAGGAACUGCUUUGUGAUUCAUUGAGCUGACCUGCCGCUAGCUGCUCAGGUGACUCAUGGCUAAUCGGCUCCUCAAAGUCUCCUCUCUAGCCACAGCAGUACUUGCCUCAUCUGGAUUUUACCUUUAUAGCAGUCACCUGGACCUCAGUGACUUAAGUGUGAUCCGCUUUGGACGAGCUGUGGCGACUACAGCAGUCAUCAGCUACGACUAUCUCACAGCUUUCAGACACGUGGAAAAUGGCACAGACGAAUACUGGCACCUCAAGUCAAAGGUGCACAGGCGAUCGGCAGAGCGUCUUCGAGACUUGUGCUGUGCCAACCGGGGCACUUUUAUCAAAGUGGGCCAGCACCUUGGUGCUCUGGACUACCUGCUGCCCGAGGAGUACACAUCUACGCUAAAGGUGCUCCACAGCCGAGCUCCUGAGAGCAGCAUGGAGGAGAUCCAGCAGGUUAUCAGAGAAGACCUUGGCAAGGAAUUGUCAGAAUUAUUUCUCUCCUUUGAAGAGAAGCCUCAGGGUGCAGCUUCCUUAGCACAGGUCCACAAGGCAGUGCUACAUGAUGGAAAGACGGUGGCAGUCAAGAUCCAACACCCCAAAGUCCAGAAACAAAGCGCCAACGACAUCCUAGUAAUGGAAGUGUUGUUGAAGGCGGUUCAUUGGCUCUUCCCGGACUUUGCCUUAAUGUGGUUGGUGGAGGAGGCCAAGAAAAACAUGCCUCUGGAGCUGGACUUCCUUAACGAGGGACGCAAUGCUGAGAAGGUGGCCGACAUGUUGGCCCACUUUCACUUUCUUAAGAUUCCCAUGAUCCACUGGAAUCUCUCCACCAAGAGAAUCCUGACCAUGGAGUUUGCAGACGGGGGCCAAGUCAAUGACAGGGAUUACAUGCAGACACAUGGCAUCAAUGUCAAUGAGAUCUCAGAAAACCUGGGCAAGAUGUACAGUGAAAUGAUCUUUGUCCACGGCUUUGUUCACUGUGACCCCCACCCAGGCAAUGUGCUGGUCCGAAAGUGUCCGCAGACCAAAAAGAACGAGGUUGUUCUGCUUGAUCACGGCCUGUAUCAGGUUCUGCAACCAGACUUCAGGUUGAACUACUGUCAGCUGUGGCAGGCUUUGAUUAAGGGCGACAUGUCAGGGGUGGAGCGUUACAGCCGCAGACUGGGCGCUGGGGAUCUGUACCCCCUCUUUGCCUGUGUACUGACUGCUCGGUCCUGGAAGGCGGUGAAUGCCGGUAUUAGUUCUGUACCUGUCACCCGUUCCGAGGAUAUUGAGAUAAGGACCAAUGCAGGCCUGUACCUGCCCCAGAUCAGCGACUUGUUGAACAGAGUUCCCCGGCAGAUGCUGUUGCUGCUGAAGACCAAUGACCUGCUGCGAGGCAUUGAGACCACGCUACAGACCAGGGCCUCAUCCUCAUCCUUCAUCAACAUGUCCCGCUGCUGCAUACGAGCCAUAGCCAGGCACAAGAGGACUAAAACUCAGAGCAGGAGAAGGCGUGUGCAGAUCACGCUGGCCGAGUCUCUCAGCCUGUGGAAACUCUACAUGUAUGAACUGUUUCUGUGGCUGAAAGGAUCCAUGACCAUUCUGAUGCCAUUACUACACUGAGACAUAUUUGGAUGUCAACCUUGUUUUAAAUUCAUCUUUUACCUCAAGUGUCCACUCAUUAGUGUUCAGAUAAUAAUUGUAACAUCGUUAUCUGUAAUUUACUCAGUAUGCUGUACAUUGCAUUUUCAGCAGGUCACUAUUGUUGGGAAUUUUAUGACGUGAAAAAACAUUCUCCUGUAGGUUCUGUAGUGCAGAGAUGGAUCCUACAACAUGAGCUCCGAGACAUCUGGAAACCUGAACUUUUCAUUUUAGCUUAAAAAUGAAAUAUCGCAGUUUAUAUUCGGUAGGGAAUAACACAUACAAAAUACAAACGGAUUAGUUAUUAGUUAGUAUUAAUUAGUUGUUAAAGGUGCAUUAUCUAAAAUUGAUGGUCAAUAGAGCAGGAAAAAUAGUAACUCUUACCAACACCUGAUAAAACUCACCUGCAGAUAUCUACUGAGCAGUUAGCCUAAAUGUUUGGCCAACAGCAAAUUUGUGCUGUUGUCAUCUUUUUACAUGGUGGCACAUACCAAACAUGACAUCAUCAUGAGGGUGGGUGUGGCUUAGCAGGUAGAGCGGGUUUGUUUUUCAAUGGGAAGGCUGAUGGUUUGAUCGCCUCUGAGAAGCACGUGAGACAGUAUUUGUGACAGAGAACGUCACAUAAAUGUUGCUGUAUUAACUUCUAUUCCUCUUGUCUUCAUUGCAUACCUCCACCUCUGCAGGCUUUCUUCCACCUGCUCCCCCACUCUCACUACAGAUAAAAGUUUUAUCCACACACGUCAUAGCCAGGAGGACUCCUGCCUGAGCUCAUCUCUUUACCUGCCCAUCACCAUUGCAACCAACAGCUGAUCCCUGGUGUAGUUCCACCCCCACCUUGAUCCCAUCUGUCACUCCUAUGCACACCUCACCGCUGCCUUGCUGUUCUCAUAUAUGUCCUGUGCAGCCCUCACCUGCUGCUCUGCCACUCCUAAUUUCCUCAUAUAAUAUCCCAGUUCCUCUCUUGGAAUGCUGUCAGGCUGUCAAACAGAAUGAACCCGACAGACGGAAAAAGAAAACGAAGGAAACGAAUCAUGACCCCUGGAUCAUGUAUAAAACGUUUACCGUUAGGGUCAUAUGAUCCUCUCAAUGAUAAGAAAAUGGUUUAUAUUUGAAUGUCAAUUUAAUGUAAGUCUGAUACAGAUCAGUUACAGAUUUCCUACAUACAGUAUACAGUAGUCUGCAUCUAUCCCUCAGUCACUCGUUCAAUGAAAAUCACCUCACACUGUCCUAAACUCAUUAUUUACAAAUGUUCUUGGCAAGAAUGUCAAAAGUGGACAACUAAAUGAUGUAAGUGACCAUUCCCCAUGUUUUAUCACAAACUGGUACAAUCCCAUUAAAAAAUAAUUAGUCAAAAACAUAUUUUCUCUCUGAAUCAUAACUGCAGUAAAAUCUUUGUAGAUGAUUUAAAUGAAGCUUGCUGUCUAUAAUGACUCUUCUUAACAGAUACUGUCCAAACAAUAAAACACAACUCUUACCUCACACCUCAGUGUCUGUCCUCAUACAUGUCCUGCACCACCCUCACAUAUGUCUCUGCCACUCCUGACUUCCUAACGUAGUACCACAGUUAGUUUCAGGCACCCUAGCAUAUGUUUUCUCUAGAUUUCCUUCUGACCUUCUGUAUACUUCUCUGUUAACAAAAGUCCACUACAGUCUCUCCUGGACCUUUUUAUACCUCCACAGGUGUGUCAUCGGACCAUUUGCCUCCCACUCUGCUUCGUAGCUGCCCUCACGUUCUCCUUUCGAAUCAUCACUUCCUGAUUCUCUCUCAUGUUCUUCAUUCAUUAGUCCCUCAGCGUAUUCCUUUUACUCCUCAACAGUGUGUUACAAAGAUGAAACACACGUCUUAGUACUCUGCUGUCUAUCCUUAGUCUUAACCCACGUCACAUCAUUACAGCUUCCUCUCUCUGCCUAGCCAAUCAGUACAUGUCCUUUUCUCUGUCCGGGAUCACAUAUAACUCAUACAACUAUAAGCCUUUUCGUUUCCAGUUUAUUUUGCUGUAAAACCUCGCUCUUUGCUGGACACCUGACAUCCCGCCACUCCUGUCUGCUUUCUCCAUUUCCCUGAUUAUUCCACUUCUCUUUGAGAUACCUUUCUAUACUUUCUCAUUCCACCACAAGAGAGGUCUCCUUGUCUUCUUUCCUCUGUCCACGAGAUACACUAAAUACCUUCUUGACUGUUUCACUCACCACUUGGGCUUUACUUUCCCAGUCAUCUGGUAAUUCGUCCCUAAAACCCAGAACCUGUCUCAGCUCCUCCUGGAUAAUAUUCUUCUUUCUUCAGUUACUGCCAUUUAGUACUUACCUCUGCCUUCCCACACACCACCAGUAUACCCUAACCCAGGGGUCGGCAACAUGCGGCUCUUUAGUCCUUACAGUGGGGCUCCGCGUGGUUUGGGAAAAUAAAUUAGAAGU